Molecule: messenger RNA, 947 nt
Organism: Salvia hispanica
Lineage: Eukaryota; Viridiplantae; Streptophyta; Magnoliopsida; Lamiales; Lamiaceae
Source: RefSeq, a predicted model, not a curated record
UAUAUAGUCACACCAUAGUUAGAGCAUAGCAUAUUCCAUCAAAUUAUAGUAAAACAAAAUGAUGAACAACAGGCGACCUUCUAACAUCGCCCCUCUCUCUUCUCCAGGAUUUGAAAUGCAAGAUAACAAAAUAGGAGCGACGACGACGACAGCAGCAACAACAACAACAGGAGGGAAGAACACGAGCAUCCACGUGACGGCCCUGGACGGGAUCGUGAGCGUGAACUCGCUCUUCACGAUGGCGCUGUUCAUCGGGUUCUCCAUGACGGUGCCGGAGAACGCGACGACGGUGGGCAGCGCGUCGUGCAUCACGAGCGGGGAGACGGUGAGGAGGCUGAUCGUGUUCGAAGUGGCGUCGUUCAGCUUCUUCCUGUUCUCGUCGCUCGUGGCGCAGAGCCUGAAGCUGCAGAUCAACCUGCGGAACAGCAUGGACCCCACCGAUCCGCACAGGGCCGAAAUCAACGUGGACCACCUCAAGUACUGCCUCUCGGCGUCCGCAGUGGGAUCGGUGCUCGGGUGCACGUUCCUGACGCUGUCCAUCGUGGAUUUCAUAAGGGUGAAGCUGGGGUCGCUGUCGUGCGGCGGAAGGCCGGUGCAGGCGGUGGUGCUGCUCCUCAUAUUUGUGGGCUCGGGGCUGCUCAUUUAUCUCGUCACUGCUGCACGUGCUCUCUUUUUCGUGCAGACUCAACCACCAGCUCCUCAGCAGACUCAGGACUAGCAAGUAGUCAAGCAUACUGUUAAUUUUAAUAUAUAGUACUGAUUUAUAUCUAAUUAUUCUAUUUUAUUAGGAUUGUAAUUUUUAAAAUGGAGGAUGAAAAUAUCUCCAAAUAUAGAUAGAGGAUUGAUUUUAAGUUUUAAUUUCAUGUUUCUCUUUGUGCCUUGUAAUUAUAUUAGUAAUUGUUUUGGAAAUAAUGAGCAGUAGCCAUUAAUGAAACUGUUCGUUGCAA